Molecule: messenger RNA, 5491 nt
Organism: Cavia porcellus (domestic guinea pig)
Lineage: Eukaryota; Metazoa; Chordata; Mammalia; Rodentia; Caviidae
Gene: Enah
Product: ENAH actin regulator
Exons: 16
Coding region: 274-2643 (789 amino acids)
Biological process (GO): axon guidance; actin polymerization-dependent cell motility; actin polymerization or depolymerization
Molecular function (GO): SH3 domain binding; profilin binding
Source: RefSeq, a predicted model, not a curated record
CGCCCCCACUGCACACGGCCUGGCUGCCCGCGGCGCCAGCUCUGAGGAGGACGCGGGCGAGCGGAGGACGCGGCGGAGGCCGGAGGACGUGAACGGGUGCGGAGUGGCGGCGGGUCCCGGGGUUCCCGGGGUCCCCAGGCGCCCGGGCCCCCGCCCCCGGCCCCACCCGGGCUCGCAGCCCCACGCGGACAUGGUGUAGCCGUCGCCGCCGCCGCCGCGUCGGACGCCGCCCCCCCGAGUCGCGGCCGAGAAGCCGGGCCCGCCGCCGGCGCCAUGAGUGAACAGAGUAUCUGUCAGGCGAGAGCUGCUGUGAUGGUUUACGACGAUGCCAACAAGAAGUGGGUGCCAGCUGGUGGCUCCACAGGGUUCAGUAGAGUCCACAUUUAUCAUCACACGGGCAACAACACGUUCAGAGUGGUGGGCAGGAAGAUCCAGGACCACCAGGUCGUGAUAAAUUGUGCCAUUCCUAAAGGGUUGAAGUAUAAUCAAGCUACACAGACUUUCCACCAGUGGCGAGAUGCUAGACAGGUGUAUGGCCUCAACUUUGGCAGCAAGGAAGAUGCCAAUGUCUUCGCAAGUGCCAUGAUGCAUGCCUUAGAAGUGCUGAAUUCACAGGAAGCAGCCCAGAGCCAGGUUACUGCUACCCAGGACAGCACUAAUUUGCGAUGUAUUUUCUGUGGGCCAACAUUGCCUAGACAGAAUUCACAGCUACCUGCUCAAGUUCAAAAUGGCCCAUCCCAAGAAGACUUGGAAAUUCAGAGGAGGCAACUGCAAGAACAGCAACGACAAAAGGAGGUGGAGAGGGAAAGGUUGGAGAGAGAGAGGCUGGAAAGGGAAAGGUUGGAGAGAGAGAGGCUGGAAAGGGAGCGCUUGGAACAAGAGCAGCUGGAGAGAGAGAGACAGGAGCGGGAACGUCUGGAGCGCCUGGAGAGGGAGCGGCUGGAGCAGGAGCGGCUGGAGCAGGAGAGGCUGGAGCGGGAGCAGUUUGAAUGGGAGCGAGAGCGCAGAGUCUCUGGUGCUGCUCCGUCUCCAGACAGCCCCCUGUAUAGCGCUCCACCUCCUGACUACCCCAGUUGCCAGCCUUCUCCAGCACCUCCUCCACCACACGCCAAAGUCAUCUCAGCUCCAGUGUCAGACGCUACUCCUGACCACGCUGUUGUGGCUGCUUUGCCACCUGCUUCCACACCCCCUACACCACCACUGCGACACUCAGCGACACGUUUUGCAACAUCUCUAGGCUCAGCCUUCCACCCUGUUCUCCCCCAUUAUGCUACAGUUCCCCGUCCUCUGAACAAAAACUCUCAGCCUUCUUCCCCUGUGAACACACCCUCUUCUCAGUCUCCAGCAGCAAAGCCCUGUGCCUGGUCCCCUUCUAGUUUCUCUCCUCUCCCUCCAUCUCCUCCUAUCAUGAUCAGCAGCCCCCCUGGCAAAGCUGCCGGUCCGAGGCCCGUCCUUCCUAUCUGUGUAUCUUCUCCUGUGCCCCAGAUGCCCCCCUCACCGACAGCACCUGCUGGGCUGCUGGACUCUGUGCCAUGCCCAGUGUCUCCACCACCUACCUCAGGGCCGCCGCCCCAACCACCACUGUCCCAUGGCAGAACUUCACCUGCCCCUCCUAGCACCCUCCUUGCCUCAACCCCCUCAUCCAAGCCCAGUGUUCUCCCUUCUCCCUCUGCAGCUGCCCCUGCCUCUGCGGAGACUCCUCUAAACUCUGUGCUGGGAGACUCCUCUGCUUCUGAGCCAGGUUUGCAGGCAGCCUCUCAGCCGGCCGAGACUCCAACCCUGCAGGGCAUUGUCUUGGGACCACCCGCACCUCCACCCCCUCCUCCUCUCCCACCAGGACCUGUCCAAACCCCAGCUCCUCCUCCUCCCCCAGGACCCCCACCCCCACCCCCACUACCAUCAUCUGGGCCUCCCCCACCCCCUCCUCCCCCUCCUCUGCCCAAUCAGGUACCCCCUCCUCCACCACCACCUCCUGCCCCGCCCCUCCCUGCAACUGGAUUUUUCUCUGGACCUGUAUCAGAAGAUAAUCGCCCUUUAACUGGACUUGCAGCUGCAAUUGCUGGAGCAAAACUUAGGAAAGUGUCACGGAUGGAGGAUGCCUCUUUCCCUAGUGGAGGGAACACUGGUGUGAACUCAGCCUCCUCCAAAGCCGACUCUGGUCGUGGGAAUGGGCCUCUUCCUCUAGGGGGCAGCGGCUUAAUGGAAGAAAUGAGUGCCCUGCUGGCCAGGAGGAGAAGAAUUGCUGAAAAGGGAACAACAAUAGAAGCAGAACAAAAAGAGGACAAAACUGAAGAUUCUGAGCUUAUAACUUCAAAGGCCUCUUCAACAAAUGUACCUGAACCAACCAGAAAGCCUUGGGAAAGAGCAAAUGCAGUGAAUGGCAGCAAGUCCCCUGUCAUCUCCAGACGGGAUUCUUCAAGGAAAAAUCAGAUUGUUUUUGACAACAGGUCCUAUGAUUCAUUACACAGACCAAAAUCCACACCCUCAUCACAGCCCAGUGCCAAUGGCGUCCAGACAGAAGGGCUCGACUACGACAGGCUGAAGCAGGACAUUUUAGAUGAAAUGAGAAAAGAAUUGGCAAAACUAAAGGAAGAGCUCAUUGAUGCAAUUAGGCAGGAACUGAGCAAGUCAAAUACUGCAUAGAAAAGCAAAAGGAGAGAGAGAACUUUAAUCUGGUGAGGAAAAAAUCCUACAAACAGUAACCUUCUAUAACAACCCAUACAGUUUUGUGCCUGUGAGAAGAAAAUGGAGACAAGAAGUCAGAAGGAAGGAACUAACACCCUCUGAAAGCGUUCAGGCAUUGUGAGUCAGUGGUCGCCGUCCCUCCCCACUGGCUGCUUUUCUCUGACCUGUCCCAUAGAAUGGAAGAGCAGUGGACGAGUUCCUCCAACAGUUGAACAGAAAAUACGAAGCCCAUCUAUCAGACAAGAGCAACUUACAUUGAAAUGUUUUCAUGUUGAGAUAAAGCCACACAUUUUACACAGCCUAUUGCUAAAAUAAAGAGAAAGGCUUAUGGAGUUCUUUUUCAAAGAAUGGUGAUGAAGAAUUUAGCAAGUUCUGCUGUUGUAUUGUAAAUGUUUCUCUCAGGUCUGUCUUCCUAUCAUAUUUGAUAUUCCAUGAAUAAUUGAGAUCAGGCUGUGUGUAGGUUAAGAUCAUAAAAUGUGGAACAAAUGGGAUUGUAUAUGCUUUCAAAGGGUGGCGUUUGUAAGAAAGUAUCCUAAAGAUGAUUGGUCCAGCUUAAGGAAUUUUAGAAUGAUAGGAAGUCUCUCGAGUUAGCCUUCAUGCAAUUUUGUAGUUUAAAACAUAAAUUCAUCCAGAAUUUAAAAAUUUAGAUGCCUUCCUAAAUUGUUAAAAUGCUUUACCAAAUCUAUGACUUCUACAUAACACAAACCAGUGGUCAAAUGUAAAACAGUAUAUUGUAGAUUUACUGUAGGUUUACAACCUUUUUUAGAUUUAUGCAUGUGGGCAUUUUUAUAACAGUCACCACAAAGUUAGCUUUUUUUAUUGCAGACAGUAAUGCAUGUCACACUAAUAUGUAGUGGCUUUUUCAAGGCCUAGUCCCAGGGAAAACAUUUUGUAGAGUAUAGGGGAGUGGGAGGAAGGAAAGGAAUUACUUUUUAUUUAAAGUUAAUUUCUGCACUUUUUUCUCAAUUACCUGCAUGAAUAGUAACGAGAACUAUUUUGUGACUUUAAUUGGUAAAUAUGUUAACAAAACCAAGUGCAUAUCUUCUACAUCAUGUCUUUAGCUAUAUUGUAUUUUAACCAGUAAUUCCAAGGGUCUGACACAUGAAUCUGAGCUUCACCUGAAUUGUAUCUUACUGUGGCACUCAGUCAGGUGUCACCAUCACCGGCAGUGACACAGGUAUUCAGACGCACAGUCUGGUAUGAAGGUGCUUUUGAAUUUUGUGUUGAAAUACAAGAAAUGACAAUGACGACAGCAAUUAAGGUCACAGAAAUCAUUGGGUAAAGGGUAAACAAAGAAGAGUCUGCAGUUUCAAUAAACAAAGCCAGGCAUAGGUGGGAAGUAGGAGUCAAAUACUGUUACCACCAUGUCGUGUGGGUGAGUGAGCACUAGUGUGUGCGCUGUAUGUGUGAUACACUCCAUUUUCUCCAAAACUGGUAAGAUUAAAAUAGGGAAGAAGUCCUUUAUGUUGCAAUAAUAGCUUUUUUAGGAAAUCAGAAAUUCUUCCAAGUUCUCCAUCCUGAUUUAUGCUUGAGUUGUUAUGUGCCAUAUUUGCUUUAAAAUCUUUGAUUAUUGGAACUUAUACUAAAAUUCUUGUGAAAUAAUACACUUUCAUCUGCUUUCUAGGUUUUAUAAAUCCCCAGCUUAAGGCAAAGCUUGUUGAUAGCAUUAUUUUCUAAAUGAUGCCCCUGGGCAGUCAUUUCCACUACAGAGAAGUAUGGAUGACAGGAUUUUCUUUCAUGUUAAGAUAAUUGGUUUCUGUGGAAACUUCAUGCUAGAUGAAUCUGUGAUGGAUGAGCUGUAGUAACUCAAGCAUCCUGCUCUUCUUUCCAUCAAGUAUUCAUUGUCAGGCAGUUGUAGUACAGGCUUUAUGAAUGCAACAAACUUAAAAAUUUCUGUUCUCUAAAAGAAAUGGGAGGCAUUUUCAUCUUUAUUACUGUACUUGGGGUUAUGUAAACUCUUUGACAUACAAACAUUUAUGCCCUUUAUAAAUCUGGCAAGAAAUCAUUAGGUUUUCUUGGGUAAAUUAAGUAGUGUGCAGCACGUAGAAUACUGGGUACAAGUGGUCCAAAGUGAAAUAAAAAAACUGAAGUAAAAUUCUCAAUCUUAAGCCAGUUUAGGCAUUAAACGUUUGUGCCUUGGUCUGUUAACAUGAUAUCUGUAUAAAAUGACAAAAGAGAACCAGUGUUGAGUCGUGCUACACACUGUCCGUCAUUCUGCAUUCUACCAGAUGCUAACUGUGUUCCUUCCAGGAAGUUUGAUUGAAUUACUCUACCCAAUCUCUGUGUUGCUAACAUACAUGACAGUCACAUCAUUGUUAAGAGAUUUCAGUAAUGAAAAUGAGAAACAGAUGCUUAUUUUCCUAUCAAACUGUUCCUCAGAACUACAUCAUUCUGAUGGCUUUGUGCUAUUGUACUUGGAUGUCUUCAGCUGAGUAUAGUUUCGGGGAUCCCUUCUAGUACAGGAAGAUACUGCUGUCCUCAACACUGUGAUCUGACCUGUGACACGUCUGUACCAUACACUCUGUAAACGGCUAACAAGUCAGCUACAAACUGAAUGUACAAAUCUUAGUGCUGGUGCUGAAAUCUCUUCAGAAUAGUCUUGAUUUAAAAGUUUGUUUAAAAAUCUGCAAGCAUUGUCAAUCAAAACUGAAGAUGAAACACUAAUGAAUGUUGACUUCUCAUGCUUUAGAUAUAUUUUCCUUUGUAGAUUUUUCAGUUCUCUGCUGUUUUUACUGUUACUGUUUCAUUUAAAUUUCCUAUAUGCUAACUUUGUUUGUGAGAUUGAAAUAAAAUUACAAUAUAUACA